AACCCUGACCCGGACUACCCAAAGAAAACCCUAACUCUCUCUCGGUCUCUCUUACUAAAGACUUGUGCUCCUCAUUCUUGCUUCUCUCGCUAACCAUUUAUCGGCUCGAAAGCGGAGAAGUUAAUUUUACAGAUAUAAAAAGAGAGAACAAGAAGAGAAGGAGCAAUGGUUUCAGGUUCCGGGAUUUGUGCUAGGGUUGUUGUGGUGGAUGCAAGGCACCACAUGCUGGGGCGAUUGGCAUCUAUAUUGGCCAAGGAGCUGCUUAAUGGGCAGAAAGUUGUAGUUGUGAGAUGUGAAGAAAUCUGCCUUUCUGGUGGUCUUGUCCGCCAAAAAAUGAAAUACCUAAGGUUCCUUAGAAAACGCAUGAACACUAAGCCCUCUCAUGGUCCCAUUCACUUUCGGGCUCCUUCGAAGAUCCUUUGGCGAACCAUCCGAGGGAUGAUUCCUCACAAGACCAAGCGAGGGGCUGCUGCUCUCUCCAGGCUGAAGGUGUAUGAGGGCGUCCCCCCACCUUAUGAUAAGAAGAAAAGGAUGGUCAUCCCAGAUGCUUUGAAGGUUUUGAGGCUUCAGCCUGGGCACAAGUAUUGCUUGCUUGGACGCCUCUCAUCAGAGGUUGGAUGGAAUCACUAUGAUACCAUCAAGGUAAUUUUGAUUCUGAUUUUAGAAACUGGAAAGCUAUAAACCUUCUUUGAUCAUUGUGAAAUACCAAUGAAUACCAGUAAAACUUAUUAGGUUAUUUCUGCAAUGUGUCUUGUCAU
Molecule: messenger RNA, 758 nt
Organism: Amborella trichopoda
Lineage: Eukaryota; Viridiplantae; Streptophyta; Magnoliopsida; Amborellales; Amborellaceae
Source: RefSeq, a predicted model, not a curated record